This is a messenger RNA of Zymoseptoria tritici IPO323, 649 nucleotides long. RefSeq lists its product as uncharacterized. Gene Ontology annotation, cellular component: ESCRT II complex. Lineage: Eukaryota; Fungi; Ascomycota; Dothideomycetes; Mycosphaerellales; Mycosphaerellaceae. The record is from RefSeq and is a predicted model, not a curated record. The transcript has a single exon. Bases 1 to 585 code for a protein of 194 amino acids. Gene Ontology annotation, biological process: protein transport to vacuole involved in ubiquitin-dependent protein catabolic process via the multivesicular body sorting pathway. Gene Ontology annotation, molecular function: protein homodimerization activity; structural molecule activity.
AUGGCAUCUGAGCAGAAGCCUGUUGACAGCGGAGCUCCCGAUACCACCGACUUCGCCUCGAUCAAGAAGUACCCGCCUUUCUAUACACUCCAGCCAAACCUCACCACGCGUGCACGCCAGCUCGAGCUUUGGUCUAGCAUCAUCACGUCGUACUGCGCCCAGCAGCGAAUCUUUCGGCUGUCUCUAUCCUCGCCGCCCGCCGAUCUGUUUGGAAACGCCAGCAUCAAACGCUCCCUGAAGUCCGCCGACGUUCGCACGGUCCUCGACUACAUGAGCAAACCCGAGAAUGGACCUCGCAUUGAAUGGAUUCCAUCGACAGGGCGGGGCGAGCAAAGUAGUACCUGCUAUAUCUACUGGAAGACACCAGCCGAGUGGGCGGACACCAUCUACAGCUGGAUCGAUGAUACUGGUCAAAAGGGCACCGUGCUUACAAUCUACGAGCUGAGGGAAGGUGAUGCAGUGCAGGGCAAAGAGUGGAAGGACAUUGACGAGACUUUGCUACGGAAAGUCCUGGCUGUGCUGGUGAAGCGAGGGAAGGGUCAAAUCUUUGGUCAGGAGGAGAGCGCCGGUAUCAAGUUCUUCUGAGCGGCCAGCUAUCAGAGAUGGAACACGCCUACGACCAGAAGCUUAAGAAUACUGGCGAGUAUUC